Messenger RNA from Hemicordylus capensis (graceful crag lizard), 1378 nucleotides. It is a transcript of the gene EEF1AKMT1, whose product is annotated as EEF1A lysine methyltransferase 1. Gene Ontology annotation, biological process: methylation. The transcript is spliced from 6 exons. Gene Ontology annotation, molecular function: nucleic acid binding; protein-lysine N-methyltransferase activity. The record is from RefSeq and is a predicted model, not a curated record. The coding region runs from base 372 to 1157 and encodes 261 amino acids. Lineage: Eukaryota; Metazoa; Chordata; Lepidosauria; Squamata; Cordylidae.
AACUUGCCACGAUUGUCUGCUGGCUUUUUAUUUGUAAGCGUUGUACACUUAAUGGUAGAGACACUAAACAGGUGGUGGGGGGGAGAAAGUGUUAUAAGAGCUGUCGCAACUCCAGGAAGAGAAAAAAGAAAGCAGCUUCUGGCUGACGACGCGGCGGGUACUACGAGCGGGUUCUUUGACGAAGGAUUGUAGAUGCUGGGAGCCGACGCCAGGGGGCCCCAGAGAGCACGAGGAGGCUCGCCGUGUGUGAGGGAAGGUGGAGCCCGGCGGAGCAGGCGGGAGGGCCGCUGGGAAAGAGGGUCGGCGGAGACAGGCCGAGGCCGAGCCGUGCGUGGGGGACCAGGGCUGCAAAUAAAUCCACAUCGAAGAAAAUGAGUGACAGUGAUGAUGAUAUGCCUCAGCUUUCAUCCCAAGCCUUAGCUGCUCUACAGGAAUUCUACAAUGAACAGCAGCAGAGAGAAGAUAGUAAGACUACAGCAAAAAUUAAUAACUAUUCUCUUGGCUCAAUAGAAGAGAACUGGCAACUGAGCCAGUUUUGGUAUGAUACUGACACUGCACUUUGUUUGGCUGAUGAAGCUAUAAGAGCUGCUGGGAAAGGUGGCCGGAUAGCAUGUGUUAGUGCUCCCAGCAUUUAUCAAAAAUUGAAAGAGCAGGCUAGCAAAGAUUUUUCAGCAUGUAUAUUGGAAUACGACCAAAGAUUCUCUGUGUAUGGAACGGAAUAUGUUUUCUAUGAUUACAACAAUCCCUUGAAUCUCCCAGCCAACCUCACAGCACACAGUUUUGACAUAGUCCUAGCAGAUCCACCCUACCUCUCUGAAGAGUGUCUCAGAAAAACAGCAGAGACUAUAAAAUACUUAACUAAAGGAAAGAUUCUGCUUUGUACAGGAAACACAUCUUUCUCUGCUUCAUGUCACGCAAGUUACACAAUGAGGGACCUGAUCGUGGAUCUGCUGUCGUGUGUAGUUCGGCCCUGUAGCUGUGUGGCAGAGAUAAAUGGAUUGUACUUUGAUUUGGAAACCUCUUGGUGUUUAUUAAUCCCUAGAAAACCACCACUUUUGCUAGAAAAUCUGAGUGUGAGAAACCAGGCUGGAUGGCCUACUUGGAAAAUGAGUAGAGCCAAGGAGCAAUUUCAUAUUAAGCUGAUGCUUGAAAUAUAGAAAUUUGUAAAGGAAGGGUUCUGUAUUUAUUAAUCUGUUAAGGAGAGGCAGCAGCUUUUUCUGCAGCAUCCACAAUUUACGGGACUCUUCUACUAUUAGAGCUUUUGGCUCACACACUCCUCUAAUCUGGCAGUUCUCUGCUCUCACCAGUGGAAGCCAAGACAUAUUCCUUCCACCGUGUUUGAAUUGGCACAGCAGUUUGGUAGUGCUUAUCUGAUCUU